Messenger RNA from Labrus mixtus (cuckoo wrasse), 2214 nucleotides. RefSeq names its product cathepsin Z (gene ctsz). The transcript is spliced from 6 exons. Gene Ontology annotation, cellular component: lysosome. Bases 121 to 1032 code for a protein of 303 amino acids. The record is from RefSeq and is a predicted model, not a curated record. NCBI's taxonomy places the organism in Eukaryota, Metazoa, Chordata, Actinopteri, Labriformes, Labridae. Gene Ontology annotation, molecular function: cysteine-type endopeptidase activity.
AAAAGACCAGUAGGAAGGCAAAUCCAUACAAACGACACCAGCCUUCAAUUUCUCCUCGUCUUUCCUCGUCAAAGCUGCUUUUUUUUUUAAUCCACAGACUGUCUUGAGCUGGGUGAUAACAUGGCUCGGUCAGCUUUGGUCAUUGCUGUGUUAUCAGUCGUGUUGUCCGGUGUGUUUGCCGGAGUGUUUUUUAACCAGAAGCAGCCGUGCUAUGUCCGCUCACCGACGAGAAACGAGGUUGGGCUGAAGACUGCUCCUCGACCUCAUGAGUAUCUAAACAUUUCUGAUCUGCCAAAAUCCUGGGACUGGAGGAACAUCGAUGGUACAAAUUAUGUGAGCACGACCCGCAACCAGCACAUUCCACAGUACUGUGGCUCCUGCUGGGCCCACGGCAGCACCAGUGCCAUGGCAGACCGCAUCAACAUUAAGCGCAAAGGAGCAUGGCCAUCUGCUUAUCUGUCCGUCCAGCACGUGAUCGACUGUGGUGACGCCGGCAGUUGCCAUGGAGGGGAUCACAAUGGAGUUUGGCAGUACGCUAACACACAUGGGAUUCCUGACGAGACCUGCAACAACUACCAGGCUAAAGACCAGAAGUGCAAGCCUUUCAACGAAUGUGGCACCUGCACCACCUUUGGCGUGUGCAACAUUGUUAAGAACUACACCUUGUGGAAAGUGGGAGAUUUUGGCUCCGUCAGUGGGAGGGAGAAGAUGAUGGCAGAGCUCUACAAAGGAGGGCCAAUCAGCUGUGGGAUCAUGGCCACAGAUAAACUCGAUGCCUACACUGGAGGUAUCUACUCUGAAUAUCAGGAAGAUCCUUACAUCAACCACAUCGUGUCAGUGGCGGGGUGGGGAGUCGAGGGCGGCGUUGAGUACUGGAUUGUACGUAACUCUUGGGGAGAACCAUGGGGUGAGAAAGGCUGGCUGAGGAUCGUGACCAGCGCCUACAAGGGAGGAAGUGGCAGCAAAUACAACCUGGCGUUGGAGGAGGACUGCAUGUAUGGAGACCCAGUUGUCCCCAAAUCCUACGUGUAGGGACCAGCACCCCACAGUGUUGCUGCUCACCUUCAUGUGUCGUCCUAUAUCUGUCAGGGAGAACUUUAUGCACAAUGAUAAAAAAGGGAAUGGGAUGUCUUUGUAGAGAUCUUGUGAGUGGUUUUAGGACACUCAAGCUGGAUACUAGACCUGCUUGAUUAAAUGCAGGUUGUCUGAUUUGUAUCACAUUGAAGGCUGGUGAACGUCAUGAUUUAGUUUGAGAAACACAUCAAGCAGUUUGUGUGGCAGUUAUUCAAGCACUGAAGAGAAAUUACAGAGUAACGCAAAAGCUUCAUUUUAUAUGAUUGAGAGGGUAAAGAGGUUUUAGUAGUUUGUAUAGUUUAUUUUUCAAUGAAUAGACUCACCCAAAGAACAGUGUUUAGAUGAUACUAUAAUUUGUUCUGCACUGAUGGAGACUGGAUGUUUUCAGUGCAUUAUGUAAAUGUUUUAAGUUUUGCACUACGCUGGGAUCAAGGAUUUUAAAAUAAUCAACUUUUAAGUGUGCCUUAUAUGACUUUCACUCGAGCAUAUCUUUAUCAAUUUACUGUUUUUAAAAUGAACCAUCUACACAUCAUUCACUGUGCAAAAAUGUUCAUCUGUUUUCAAACUUCAAUAAAAACACUUGAAGUGCUUCUCACAAACAACAUCGGCCCCCUGAUGUCACUCUGUUCUACUAAUUGGCAGUAAACGUUAAUUUUCUGGCUCAUAUGUUCCUAUGGUGACAGUUUCUCAUUAUAGUAAGUAUAUUUAUGUAAAUGACACUUCUUCACCCUGUGUCGUUCUGUUUUUAAAACUUGUGUCGUAAGAAACUUCUCACUGUGAAUUCUCUACACCAGUCAUGUUGGCUCGAUUAGAUAUUACACAGACUCUGGACCACAGCGCUGCAAAAUUCUGGGUAAUCAACCGAGUCAGACCUUUUCAUUCUCACAUGCAGCCUUGAGGAAAAAUGAUGUUUGGAAUUGCCGUGUGUUACACAGCCUCUAGAAAUCUCUCAACCGGCCCAUCGUGAAAUAUUUGUUAUGAUUCUUCGCAAUCUCUCACGCAAAAAAUGCGCAUAGUCUCAGGCCGUUCUUUUUUUUUUUAAAUACCCUUAAUGUGAGGUCUGUCUUCAUUAUUCACUGAUACAUGUAGCAUUUAACUGUCCACACUUGAUACAACUGAAAUUAAAUGACUUUGAAUGUU